Cricetulus griseus (Chinese hamster) is the source of this 1581-nucleotide messenger RNA. The record is from RefSeq and is a predicted model, not a curated record. NCBI's taxonomy places the organism in Eukaryota, Metazoa, Chordata, Mammalia, Rodentia, Cricetidae.
UCAGAAUGGAAAACCAAGGAAGAAAACCAAAACACAAACUUGAACUUACAGCCAUUGAUCUCAGAUGAAAAAACAGUGAUUCUGGGGGAAACACCGUUGAAGAAGGCCAAUGAAGAACAUUACAAAACGGAGCAGAACUUCAACCCAAGUCCAAGCCCUGUUGGCUCCCAUACUGUGCAGGUAUCAAAUCCUAGUGUACCAAUUGCUCGACACCAGGUGGCUCCUAGCGGAGAGAGACCAUACAUGUGCAUGGAGUGUGGGAAGUGCUUCGGUAGGAGCUCUCACCUCCUUCAGCAUCAGCGAAUACACACUGGUGAGAAGCCCUAUGUAUGCCAUGUGUGUGGGAAGGCCUUCAGCCAGAGUUCUGUCCUUAGUAAGCACAGGCGGAUCCACACAGGUGAAAAGCCCUAUGAGUGUAAUGAAUGUGGGAAAGCCUUUCGAGUGAGCUCAGACCUUGCCCAGCACCACAAAAUACACACAGGAGAGAAGCCUCACGAAUGUCUAGAAUGUGGGAAGGCAUUCACUCAGCUCUCACACCUCAUCCAGCACCAGCGGAUCCACACAGGGGAGAGGCCAUAUGUGUGUCCCUUGUGUGGGAAAGCCUUCAACCAUAGCACUGUCCUGCGGAGCCACCAGAGAGUGCACACUGGAGAGAAGCCUCAUGGGUGCAGUGAGUGUGGGAAGACGUUCAGUGUGAAGAGGACAUUGCUGCAGCACCAGCGGGUCCACACUGGGGAGAAACCCUACACAUGCAGUGAGUGUGGCAAGGCCUUCAGUGACCGCUCUGUGCUCAUCCAGCAUCACAAUGUGCACACCGGGGAAAAGCCGUAUGAGUGCAGUGAAUGCGGCAAGACCUUUAGCCACCGCUCCACCCUGAUGAACCACGAGAGGAUUCACACUGAGGAGAAGCCCUACGCAUGCUAUGAGUGCGGCAAGGCCUUUGUCCAGCACUCGCACCUCAUCCAGCACCAGAGAGUCCACACCGGAGAGAAACCCUAUGUGUGCGGUGAAUGUGGACAUGCUUUUAGUGCACGCAGGUCUCUGAUCCAGCACGAGAGAAUCCACACAGGCGAGAAGCCCUUUCAGUGCACAGAGUGUGGCAAAGCCUUCAGCCUGAAAGCAACUCUCAUCGUGCACCUGAGGACCCACACGGGAGAGAAACCCUAUGAGUGCAACAGCUGUGGCAAGGCCUUCAGCCAGUACUCAGUGCUCAUCCAGCACCAGAGGAUCCACACAGGAGAGAAACCCUACGAGUGUGGGGAGUGUGGACGAGCCUUCAAUCAGCACGGGCACCUGAUCCAGCAUCAGAAAGUACACAGGAAGCUGUGAUCCAUGGCUGUCAGAAGCCCAACUUAGAACAUAGGCAAUACGUGACCAGCCUUCCUCCUGGAAGUUCAGUUACAUCUGAGGACCUUUCCCUGGUGACUCAUCACAAUUCCCUUUCCUUCCUAGCGAAAACAUUCCUCUACAAAUGUUACUUUUAUUUUCCUCAACAUAUUGAAAUUACAUUGGAGAAUAUCCUACAAUUGUGGAUAUUGGUUAAAAAAAACCAAACAAAAAAAGCCAUAAUUCUGCCUUUGA